CUCGAUCACUUCUCGCUCAACGAUUUCAACUUGUUUUUUGUUUUUAUUUUCUUGAAUUUGAUUCGUGUUUGGCUUAUUCAUCGAUGUAUUUGUUUUAAUCUGUAGCUAGAGUUAAAAAAAAUCCCCAAAUGGGUUGCAUGCUCUUCUUCCUCGCAAAACCCUUCUUAAACCCUAACCCUAAAUUCCCAAAUCCACGUUCAUUAUCCACCUCUUUCCUCAUAACCAAAACCCCAAAGAAACAUAAAUCCAAACGCCCCAAAUACGACUCUCCCCGUACCCGAUCCGUCACGCCCGACUCCAACAAAAUCCCUCACUUCGAAUCGCUCCUCACCCGCGACGCAAACUUCCGGUUCCUCACCAAAACCAAAGAAUUCCUAUCCAAACAACCCGAACAGAUCCUCCGCCUCGAUGACGCCGGAAAACUCUAUCGGGAACUCGGUUUCCCUCGCGGCCGCAAAGUCACCAGAUCGAUUUCGCGCCACCCGCUUCUCUUCACCACCUACCGUCACUCCGACAACAAAAUCUGGCUCGGGUUUACCCAUUUUAUGGACCAAUUACUCCUGAAAGAGAGAUCAAUCAUGGAAGCAAUGGAAGAAGAUCGAGUCACGAGGGUCCGUAAAUUGUUAAUGAUGUCGAAGAAUAAACGGAUUCCGCUAAGCAAAAUUUAUCAUAAACGGCUUAUAUUUGGAAUUCCUGAGGAUUUCAGGGACAAAAUCGGGAAAUACCCUGAUUAUUUUCGUCUAGUGGUUGAAGAUGAUGGGAAACAAGUACUUGAGUUAGUAAAUUGGGAUCCGAGUUUAGCUGUUAGUGCAUUGGAGAGGGAGUUUUUAGUGAAUGAAGAUAAGGUUAAGAAAGCUUUCAAGUUCCCGGUUAAGUAUGGGAAAGAUUUAGGGUUGGAGGAAAUUGACGUGAAGAAGCUUAACUUGCUAAACACGUUACCGUUGGUUUCACCUUAUUCAGAUGGGUGGAAGUUGGACCUGUGGAGUUUGGAAGCCGAAAAAUAUAGGGUCGGAAUUAUACAUGAGUUUUUGGGCUUGACUUUGGAGAAGAGGGCUUUGAUACAUCAUAUUGUGGAGUUCAAGGAAGAAUUUAGUCUGACUAGACAAACUUACGAGAUGCUCAAGAGACAGCCUUGGACGUUUUAUUUGGCGGGGACGGAGAUGAAUUGGGCGGUGUUUUUGAAGGAUGGGUACGAUGACAAUGGUAAUUUGAUCAAUAAGGAUCCACUAAUGGUUUUCAAUGAAAAGCUUUAUAAGUUUGCUCAAAUGCACGAAGAAGAAGAGAUUUCUGGAUUUAGGGAGAAAUUAUGAGGGGAUGAAAAUUUUCUCAUGGUUAACCUUGUGGGAACUUGUGUAUGGUAUUGUCUAUCAACAAAUGUGAUUGGAUUUGUAUAUGUGGGGUUUCAAGCCUAUGCUCUAGCUUACCAUCUUAUCAUACAAAAACAUGUUAU
This is a messenger RNA of Hibiscus syriacus, 1450 nucleotides long. RefSeq names its product protein WHAT'S THIS FACTOR 1 homolog, chloroplastic-like. The record is from RefSeq and is a predicted model, not a curated record. Gene Ontology annotation, molecular function: RNA binding. The transcript has 2 exons. NCBI's taxonomy places the organism in Eukaryota, Viridiplantae, Streptophyta, Magnoliopsida, Malvales, Malvaceae. Bases 129 to 1310 code for a protein of 393 amino acids.